This is a messenger RNA of Sinocyclocheilus rhinocerous, 3107 nucleotides long. Its product is annotated as ubiquitin carboxyl-terminal hydrolase 1. Gene Ontology annotation, biological process: regulation of DNA repair; protein deubiquitination. The record is from RefSeq and is a predicted model, not a curated record. Bases 285 to 2630 code for a protein of 781 amino acids. Gene Ontology annotation, molecular function: cysteine-type deubiquitinase activity; cysteine-type endopeptidase activity. The transcript has 9 exons. Gene Ontology annotation, cellular component: nucleus; cytosol. NCBI's taxonomy places the organism in Eukaryota, Metazoa, Chordata, Actinopteri, Cypriniformes, Cyprinidae.
UUUUAUUACGUGACUCUGAAGUACUCUUGCUGAAAAUAAACGCGCGUGUUGUGUGGGCUGGGCGGCUACUCAGUUAGCCACACUGCUAUAUAUGUGCCUUCAUGCAUAUGAAUAAAAAAAAUGAUCAAACUAAGAGUCUCGAGAUCAUAUGACGCGAAUAUUUAACAUUAAGCGAUUAUAUAUAAAUGAAAGGUUGGUAGUUAAAGUCAUAUUCGUAGCAGAAAACGCUUCUAUUACUUUCUAGGGCAAACUGAGCUUAAGGCUUUCACGCGUGAAUAGUCAAAAUGCCCGUGCUGCAUAGUGAAGGUGGAGUGGUGGCUGCAGUUGGCAGUCCUGUGAAGAAGAGCAAACUCUCUCUAAAAUUCUUCCAGAAGAAGGACACCAAACGAGCCCUGGACUUCUCAGAGGCCCCGGCAGAGGACAACAGUACCGCAGAACCAGAAGAGACUAAUCAUGGCCAGGUUGUGCCAGUGCCUUGCCCAUCAUCUCCUCUUACUUGUGAAAAGCGUGAGAGCCUGGUCCCCUUCGUUGGGCUUAACAAUUUGGGGAACACCUGCUAUCUGAACAGCAUCCUUCAGGUCUUAUAUUACUGUUCUGGUUUUAAAGAGGCCAUCAAAUCUUUGUGUCAGUUGGCUAAGCUGAAAGACAAACAGCAAGAAGAUGGUGCCAAAAAUGAGGGGGACACUGGUGAGAACACCCUACCUGUUCCCAUGGAGCUGCUGAGUAGUUUCCACAGCCUCAUCUCUUCGGUGGAAAAGCUGCAAUCCAGCUUCCUGCUUAACCCGGAAAAAUACAGUGACGGAGAGCUUGCCACACCACCUCGCAAGCUGCUUAACACACUCAGGCAGCUUAAUCCAAUGUAUGAGGGUUACUUGCAGCAUGAUGCACAGGAGGUGCUGCAGUGCAUCCUUGCUAACAUCCAGGAGGCCUGUGACAAUAUCAAAAAAGAGCAAACAGACAACCAGAAGGACAGCACAAUAAGUAAUGGAAUGGGGGAGUCCACCCACGAGGAUGAUGGGAGCUCCGAUGGCCAGUUGAGCGGAAAGAGAAAGAGUGACACGGAAGCAGGCAAUGCUAAGAAAAAGCCAAAAUCUCAAAGCAAAUCAAAGAAAAAUGAGGAAAAUGUGCCUAUGCCCCGCUCAAAACGAAAGUCCUCCAGUGACAUAACCACAGAGAGUUCUGACCAGAGGAAUGGAACAGAGGAGCAAGAAAAAGAGCAAGAGAAGGACAGAGGGAGCACCACAGAGGAGGAGAAGAAUGACAGUACCCCAAAAGAGGUGGGCAAGAGGACACGGAGGGGGAAGCUGGGCUGGUUGAAGCCAUCUGGGAAGCAGCCUAGCAUCUUCUCGAAGUUCCGCAGCAUGGGGCGAAUUACUUCACAUGUGGGAGGGAGAGGAGAGACCAAGGAGAAAUCAGAUUGUAGUGUCCAAGAGAAGCAGGAGAAGGAUACCUCUGAGAAUGAGAGCAGAACUCAAGAAGUUAAACAGAGUCUGGGAAAGAAUAAAGAGCAAUCAGGCCUGGAUGUGCUGAAGUGGAUGUUCCAGGGUCAGCUGGUGCUGCGGACACGCUGCCUGGAAUGUGAGUGUUUCACAGAGCGGAGAGAGGACUUUCAAGACAUCAGCGUACCUGUGCAAGAGGACGAGAACAGCUCCUCCGACUCCAGUUCUGAGAUUUCUCCAGAUCCCAAGCCUGAGCUGAAAACUCUAAAGUGGGCCAUAUCUCAAUUUGCAUCUGUGGAGCGGAUUGUGGGUCAAGAUAAAUAUUUCUGUGAGACCUGUCAUCACUACACAGAAGCUGAGAGAAGUCUUUUGUUUGACAAAACACCAGAAGUCAUCACAAUCCACCUGAAAUGCUUUGCUGCCAAUGGCUCUGAGAUGGACCCUUAUGCUGGCCUUUCCAAGGUGAAUACUCCUCUGCAGACCCCUCUCAAACUUUCUCUGCAUGAGUGGUGCACUCAGCCUGAUUCUCCAGACCAGAGCCAUCACUACGAGCUCUUUGCCGUGGUCAUGCACAGCGGAGUAACCAUCAGCAGUGGUCACUACACCACUUACAUCCGCAUGAUGGAUCUCCAUCGCACCACUUUCAGGCUUCAGUCUCAGGAUGAAGAGCAAGACCGGGACAGAGAAGAAGACAUGAAACCUAAGAAAGAAGAGGUACCUCAAACAGAGUACGAUGAUGGUGAGGUGUCUUUCAGCUCGUCUGGCAGGGGGCGAAAUGUGGCCAGAGCCAGUGCAACAAGCAUGUCCAGCAAAUCAGGAAGCAAAAGGUGCUCUGAGGGUGUUGGGCUUUUAGGAGGACAGAGGAGCGUCACCAGUUACGAGCUCAGCAACAGCAGUCAAACCAAUCCAGAGAAGGCUUCCAGCUUAGCCAGUCGUGCCGCUGGUUCUCUGCUUCAGAACGCAGUGAAGAAACAGACCGAGGAAGAGGGAGUUGAUGCUAUGGGCGACGGGACCCAGGUGAAUUUUGACCUCGCUCUGCGAAACCUUUUGGACUUUGAGGGAAAGUGGAUGCUGUUUGAUGACUCUGAAGUGAGACUCUUUGAAGAAGAGGACUUCCUCAGAGCCUGUUCCCCCGAGACAUGCUCCACCUCUACACCCUACCUGCUCUUCUACAAGAGAGUCCCUCAGUAAAAACAGCCGAUUGGAUAUGGAAACUCCACCCAAUUACUAAGUUUUACUGGUAAGACAUGGACUAUGAAAGUAUGUUUGCAGGUAACUGGAAAAGCAAGUCGAGAUGUGUUAAUAGUCGAUAUGUACGUUUGUGUAACAAGUGUCAGUCAGUGAAAAGCCGAUGUGAAUCUUUCAAGGCGAUGACAUUUGUUGCCAUUUUUUGUGUCUAUUACUGUUUUUGUACUUUACUCUCUCUUCUUGUUCAGUGAGUUCAUGUCAUCUGCUUUUCAGUGACCCUCAUGCAAAUGCACCUUGGCACUUAUUGUAGUGCAUAUUACAGUUUUCCUAUACUUUCAAGCAUUCCAUAGAAGCUCUAUGAAAUAGCACAAAAUGAUUUCUUGUGCAUUGAAAUUUUAUAUUUUUUAAUUGUUUGGGUUUUGUCUCAUAUGAAUUCACAUUUUUGAUGUCCCUGUUUUGGAAGGUACUAUUAAUAGCUUA